Messenger RNA from Peniophora sp. CBMAI 1063, 522 nucleotides. The record is from the annotation of a GenBank genome assembly. NCBI's taxonomy places the organism in Eukaryota, Fungi, Basidiomycota, Agaricomycetes, Russulales, Peniophoraceae.
AUGUCCUCCCGCGGCCCGCCUUUGGACCCGAACAAGACUGCAGCUGGCAUCGCAGUUGACCCGCGUACGCUCGAUCGCGUUAUACCAGAAUCGAAGCGCGCGGAUGGCUCUGUCCGUAAAGAACGCCGGAUCCGGCCCGGCUUCACGCCUCAAGAAGACGUGCAACGGUUCCGAGGCACGAAACAAGCCGCCUCCGAUGCCCGCAGCGGGCUCGUAGCAAAUCAGCGUGCAACCGUACCCGGUGCAGCACCGGGAGCACGAUCACUAUUCGCCGCGGCAGUAGGUGCCGCGAACGCCAGCGUUCCAGGUGCAGGGAAGAGUGCUGCUAGUGGAGGAGGGGAAGGGCCGACGAGUAAAGCUGCGAAGAAGAAUGCCGCUCGGCGGAAGAAGAAGGCUGAGAAGAAGGAGGAAGAGGUGCCGGAUAACUGGGACGACGAGGCGGAGGAAGAGGCGAAGGAGAAGGAGAGUGACGCAGAUGCUGUUGCAGAUAAGUUGGAGAAGCUUGAAGUCGGGGAGUCGUGA